CCAUUUUUUGAGCCACCUCCGAUUUUGCGACAUCUCUAAUAGCCUUCGUUGGAUUUCGUGCUUGUGCUUGUGAUUUGUAUUGUUUAUUGACUGCUUGCCGCCGGUUUUUGUGAAUCCUCGCCAUGUCGGUGGUGAUUGAGACCACACUGGGCGACCUGACCGUCGACCUGUUCACCAGCGAGCGGCCCAUCGCCUGCCUGAACUUCCUGAAGCUGUGCCGUCUAAAGUACUACAACUUUAAUCUCUUCCACACGGUGCAGCAGGGCUUCAUCGCCCAAACCGGCGAUCCCAGUGGAGCCGGAGACGGCGGCUCCUCCAUUUGGGGCGUGGUGGAGGGCACGCACAAGCGCUUUUUCGAGGCGGAGUACCUGCCGCGGAUUCACCACUCCAGCCCCGGAAUGCUAUCGCUGGUCAGUGCCGGCAAGAAUCUGGUGGGCUCGCAGUUCUUCUUCACGCUGGGGGAGAACCUUUCGUCGCUGGACGGGAGCCAUUGUGUCAUCGGCGAGGUGGUGGAGGGACACGAGGUGCUGCGCAAGCUUAACGAUGCCAUUGUGGACGAUAACUUCCGCCCGUACCAGGACAUUCGCAUCACGCACACGGUGGUGCUCGAGGAUCCCUUUCCCAAUCCCCGUGGUCUUCAGGCGCCCAGUCGCUCGCCAUCACCCAGUGCCGAGCGCCUGAAGAACGGACGCAUUGCCGCCGACGAAGACAUCGACGACACGGAUGGCAUGACCAUGGAGGAGCUGCAGGAGAUGAUGGCCGAACGGGAGGCCAAGGCGCGAGCCACAAUACUUGAGAUUGUCGGGGAUCUGCCCGACGCGGACAUGGCCCCACCAGAAAACGUUCUGUUUGUGUGCAAACUCAAUCCGGUUACCACCGACGACGAUCUGGAGAUUAUCUUCAGUCGCUUCGGCGUAGUCAAGGGAUGCGAAGUGAUUCGCGACCGCAAGACAGGCGACUCCCUGCAGUAUGCCUUUGUCGAAUUCGAGGAUCAGAAAUCAUGCGAGGCUGCCUAUUUUAAGAUGGACAAUGUUCUGAUCGACGAUCGACGCAUCCAUGUGGACUUCUCUCAGUCCGUUUCGAAAGUUACCUGGCGAGGGAAAGGACGAGGCAUUGUGGGCGACGAGAACAAACUGGACUUUGACAAUUUGCGAGAUAACAACGAACGCAGAAAGACCAACAAUGGACGGGCCAGAAAAGAUGAUCACAGGGAUCCCAAAAGAACGGAGGAUCCGAGAAGCAGGAUGGGCUCUGCAGAGCGAAGAAGGGCAAGGGAGCAGCGUCACCAGGAGCAGAACAACCGGGAGGAUCUUAAAACUGCGCGAAGGCGGUCAAGAUCGAGGGAGUUAAAAGUUCGACGACGCUCCAGGUCCAGAAAUUCCGACCAUACCAAAGCCAGGGAGAACGCCGAUCGAAAUCGUUUUAAUGAUCGCGAGAGGAAUCGCAAUGAGAAAAGACCUUCAAGGUCGAGGGAUCACCCGCAAAGAAUGCGUUCCAGGUCAAGGGACCGAGCAGAAAGGAGGCGUUCCAGAUCUAGAGACCAAAAGGAUAGGAGACGUUCUAGGUCCAGGGAGCAAAACGAAAGAAGGCGUUCUAAGCCAAGAGAUCAAAUUGAAAGAAGGCGUUCUAGGUCCAGAGAUCGUUAUGAUAGCAAGCGGGUCAGCUCUCCCCAAGACAGAAGGCGUCACGAAAAUGGGGUUGCCCCAUAUAAAGAACCUGUCAGAAACAAUAAAAGAUCCCCAGAGCGAAGGCGGCAAUCCAGGGAUCGAGAUGACCGGAGAUUGGACAGAAACUUAAGCCGACAGAGGACUCCCGAGCGGAAGCCAAAAAAUUCAGUGGAAAAGAGCAAAAAGGAGGAAAAGAAGAAACCUAAACGUGCACCUAGCACUAGUUCAGACUCCAGCGAAAGUUCCUCGGAAUCCGAGAGCGACUCGGACUCCACAACUUCGGAUAGUUCUGAGGACAGCUCAUCGUCGGACGAGCGCAGCAAGCGCAAGAGCAAGAAAUCCAAGCAGAAGUCCAAGUCAAAAAGUAGUCACAAGUCCAAAAAGAAACGUAGGAAAUAAAGAUAACGACAUUCUUGAUCAGAACAAAACGAUCUUGACUACUGCU
Drosophila biarmipes is the source of this 2112-nucleotide messenger RNA. Its product is annotated as peptidyl-prolyl cis-trans isomerase sig-7. Gene Ontology annotation, molecular function: RNA binding; peptidyl-prolyl cis-trans isomerase activity. Gene Ontology annotation, cellular component: nucleus. The coding region runs from base 123 to 2066 and encodes 647 amino acids. The transcript has 2 exons. Gene Ontology annotation, biological process: protein peptidyl-prolyl isomerization. The record is from RefSeq and is a predicted model, not a curated record. Lineage: Eukaryota; Metazoa; Arthropoda; Insecta; Diptera; Drosophilidae.